UAAUGUCGCCAAAAGUGUUAAUAAUGAUCAUCAUCAAUGGUGGUGGUGGUGGUGGUAGUAGUGGUGGUAAAUUACCACAUUGGUCACAAAAUAUAGCCAUUUGUGAAUCAUUAUCCAAUGGAGAUUAUCUUAUAUCGGGAGGUUCAGAUUAUGGUCAAAUGCCUUAUUUUACUGAAACUGGAGAUAUUAUUAUCGAAAUUGAUGGUGAACAAAUAGCUGGAUUAACAUCAUACGAUAUUGAACAGAUAUUAUCAAGACAAUCAAGACAUUCAUUUAAAGUAUUGACUGGUGGCCAACAUGGAUUCCCAUUAGAAUUACGUGAAUAUUUAUCACGACGUUUUGUACGCGGUUCAUUGGAUCAUAAAUUACAGGAACUAAUUCGUGAUAAUAUUUAUGCACGUACAAUACCAAUAACAACUAGGCCAAAACGUGAUGCUGAAAUUGAUGGUGUUGAUUAUCGAUUUGUUACAAAAGAACAAUUUAUACAAAUGGAACGUUCAGGAUUAUUAUUAGAAUCAGGUGUUUAUUGUAAUUAUUAUUAUGGUACAGCUUUACCAUCAUCUGAUUAUAAUAAUCCAACGACGAUGGCAAGUGAAACAAUGAUGAUGAAGAAUGAAUCAAACAUGAAAAUGGAUUCAACAUCAUCAUGGUCAACAAUGACAGCAAUGGCAAAACGUAAACGAAAUCGAUCGAAUAUUGUUGCUAUAGAUGCAGCAUCAUUACCAUAUGGCUGGGAACGUAUAUCCGAUUCACAUUAUGGUGUUUAUUAUAUUGAUCAUAUCAAUAAACGUACACAAUAUGAACGACCAUAUGAAAUUGAAUUAGUAAAAGGCAUUAAUGGAUUUGGUUUUACAUUGAUUGAAAUCGAUAAAGGAUUAAUUGUGGUUAAAUCAUUGAUACAAGGUGGUUCAGCUGCUGCAUCCGGUGUUAUACAACCAGGUGAUGUACUUGUAUCGGUUGCCGGUGUUUCUGUUGCCGGUUAUCAACAUUCAGAUAUUGCACAAUUAUUUGCAACAUUUACUGUUGGUGAUCGUGUACGUUUAACAUUUGCACGUGGUUAUCAAUUACCAAUCGGUAUUAGUGAUGAAGAUUAUGAUAUAAUUAAUCUGAAAAUAAUCAAAGGAUUUCAAGGAUUUGGAUUCACCAUAAGUGAAGGUCAUAAUGGACAAAAAGUAAAGAAAAUUCUUGACAUUGAACGUUGCUGUUCAUUACGACAAGGUGAUAUUCUAUUAAGUAUAAAUGGUGUUGAUUUAACACAAUUAGCACAUUUGGAUGUUGUCGAAUUAUUGAAACAAUGUCCAGUGGAUGAACCAACAGAAUUUAUGGUAAAACGUAAAAAAAGAUUUCGAUCAAAAACACCAAAUCAAUCAACAACAACAAUGAUGAUGAUGAUGAAUAAUCCAAUGACAAAUAAUAAUGAUAAUAAUAUGAUCGAUAUGGAUAAUUUAGCUAUUGGACAACAAUCGGGCAAUAUAAUACGGAAUUGUAAAACACCAAAUGAAGAAUUAUUCUAUCAACAACAACAACAACAACAGCAGCAGCAACAGCAAAAACAACAAUCAACAAUGUAUAAUAGAAAUUAUAAUACAACAUUACCAUUAUUAACGAAUCCGAUGGUAGCAGCAACAGGUGAUACCUGGAAUAAUAAUGAUCCAAUAACGAUGAUGACGAUGAUGAAUCCUAUAACAAAUACUCAGAAUAAUAAUAAUUGUUAUAAUAAUCUAUAUACUAAUGAUGAUUAUAAUAAUAAUAUAAAUAUGGCUAGUGGUGAUAAUAAUAAUCAUGUUUAUAGUAAUCAACAGCUACAAAAACAACCACUACAACAACAAAUGGAUUAUAGUAAUUUUCCAAUGGUAAUGAUGAAUAAUUCAUCAAUGAAGUCAAGUCAAUCGGCACCAAUAUUAUCAACAAUGACUACAAAUGAUGAUCGAUCAUUACCACCACCAUUAUCAUCAACGGGUAAUUUAUUUGGUCAAAUUGAUAUAGAUUAUGAAUAUCAUCAGAUUACAUUGAAUCGUACGGAUACGGGAUUCGGUUUUCGUAUUAUUGGUGGCUCUGAAGAUGGUAGUAAUGUUGCAAUUGGAUCAAUUGUUAUUGGUGGAGCAGCACAUAAAGAUGGUACAUUGAAAGCAGGUGAUGAAUUAAUUGCUAUAAAUGGACAAUAUGUUAUUGGUUCAAGCCAUCAAGAAGUGGUACAAUUAAUGGCACAAACUGGUGCACAGGUUACUAUCCUUGUAAGACGUAAACGUUACCUAAAUGCAUAUGAUGUACAAUUACAUCGACAAGAUUAUGAAGGUUUUGGUUUUGUCAUUAUUUCAUGUGGUAAUUGUGCAUUGAUUGGACGAAUAAUUGACGGUAGUCCUGCAUAUCGUUGUCAACGUUUACAUAUACGUGAUCGUAUCAUUGCCGUGAAUGGUGUUGAUGUUACGAAUAUGUCACAUCCAGAAAUUGUUAAUAAAAUCAAAGAAUCUGACGAUACAUUAUUAUUACGAAUCGUACCAGCCGAUUGUUAUAGCUGUGAAUUAAUACGUGGUACAAAUGGUUAUGGAUUCUCUAUACGUGGUGGUGCUGAAUUCAAUGGUAUGCCAUUAUUCAUAUUGGCAAUAGCAACAAAUGGUCCAGCCAGUUCAUUAUUACAGAUUGGUGAUGAGAUACUUGAAAUUAAUGAUCGAUCUACAAUUGGUAUGACACAUCAAGAAGCUGUACAGCUUAUUAGCCAAAGUAUGCCAUCGGUUAGACUUAGAAUUCGUCACAAUUAUGGUGGUGGUGAAUUUUUCUCCACAACAGCAAUGAUGUCACCGCCACCACCACCACCCCCACCAUCAUCAUCAUCUAUUACUGGCCGAAUAUCAGCCACAAAUAAUCAUCAAUUAUUAACAUCAUCACCACCACCAGUACCAACAACACCAUUACCAACAUCUCAACAUACAAUAAAUAGUCAAGCCUUUAUACAGCAUCAACCACCACCCCCACCACCACCUCCAGCACUCCCAUUAUCAUCAACAACAGCUAUAGCAUCAACUACAACAGCAACAACAUCAUCAUCAUCUAUGCUUUUACAAUUUCCUUCAACUAAAUAUCCAUCCAAUAUGAUUAGUUAUUAGUAAAAACACGCACACACACACACUUUUUUUUUUUUUUUUUUUUUUGUUUCAUGUAUAGACAUUAAAAAUUGUACUCGAAAAAUCAUUGCUUCAAUCAGAACAAUGAGAAAAA
Molecule: messenger RNA, 3216 nt
Organism: Dermatophagoides farinae (American house dust mite)
Lineage: Eukaryota; Metazoa; Arthropoda; Arachnida; Sarcoptiformes; Pyroglyphidae
Source: RefSeq, a predicted model, not a curated record